AAAAAAAAAAUAUUAAUAAUUUUUUUUUUUAAAUAUAGAAUCAAAAAAUGGAACAUGGUAAUACUAUUUGUGGAGUUAAAAAUUGUUUACCAAUUUUAAAAGGUGUUGCAGUUGUUGGAUCAGCAAUGUUUGCUGGUAUUUCACUUUAUAUACAAAAAGUUGAUCACCCAUCAUUAGCAUCAUUACCAAACGAAUAUGCUUUAAGCCAUUGGCGUGAAACAUUUAAAAAAGUUGCACCAAUUCAAGCCAGCUUAGCAUUCAUCUCAGGUACUGCCUCAUUAUUAACAUUUGGUUCAAUUUACAACUCAUAUUGCAGAUCAAAUGUCGUCAGUAGAGUUGUCGAAGAUUCAGUUCGUCAUUGCUGUAGAUGCAAAGGAUUAGUAUGGUUACUCGGUGGUGGCUUAAUGCUUUCAAUUAUUCCAUACACUUUACUUGCAAUUCAACCUACAAAUAAAAAACUUUUAUCAAAAGAUACCGAUCCAUUAGAUAGAGAAACUCGUUCAAUGCUCGAUGCCUGGGGUGAACUUCAUUCAGUUCGUACUGUUUUAAGUAUGGUUGCAUGUGGUACUUUCUUUUUUGGUGUAUUCAGACAUGCUCAUCCAUACUUAUUAACACCAGCUAGAUAAAUCUAUUAAAAUAAAGCCAACAUUGGGCAAUAAAUUUCAAUUAUUUUUAAAAUUAGUUUUUAGAAAAAAAAAAAAAAAAUAAAAAUAAAAUAAAAAAAUAAAAAAAAAAAAGAUAUUUUUAAUAAAA
This is a messenger RNA of Dictyostelium purpureum, 753 nucleotides long. RefSeq lists its product as uncharacterized. Bases 48 to 626 code for a protein of 192 amino acids. The record is from RefSeq and is a predicted model, not a curated record. NCBI's taxonomy places the organism in Eukaryota, Evosea, Eumycetozoa, Dictyosteliales, Dictyosteliaceae. The transcript has a single exon.